Molecule: messenger RNA, 8601 nt
Organism: Mercenaria mercenaria
Lineage: Eukaryota; Metazoa; Mollusca; Bivalvia; Venerida; Veneridae
Exons: 9
Coding region: 5-5143 (1712 amino acids)
Molecular function (GO): protein binding
Source: RefSeq, a predicted model, not a curated record
GCUGAUGUAUGAUAUGCAGACAACAAAAAAAUUUGAAAGCAUGUUACGUGGAGAUCUUACAGAUUUACCUCCCUUGCCAAGGACUAUGGUCAAGAUUUUUCUCAGCUCUACUUUCUCUGACAUGAGAGCAGAGAGAAAUAUUCUAGCAAGAGAAGUUUACCCUCAACUUCAGAACUUUUGUGCUUUACGUGACCUUGACUUUCAGGCAGUAGAUAUGAGAUGGGGCGUCACGAAUGACAGUACCAAUGAUCACGCCGUGGAAAAACUUUGUCUUCUUGAAAUUGAAAACUGUCAAAAUACGUCAGUUGGCCCAAACUUUGUUGUACUUUCGGGUGACAGGUACGGAUAUCGCCCAAUUCCAGUAAAUAUUGACGUUGAAACGUUUGAAAUAAUUAAAUAUGAAGCCAAAAAACUUAACCUCCAAAACAGAGAGUUGUUAGACGAGUGGUAUAAACUGGACAAAAACUCAAUCCCUGCUACCUAUAUCUUGCAGCCAAUCCGGUUUAAAUUUAAAUUCUUUGGAGACUUCUCGCCGGGCUCUGAUAAACUGAGAGAAAGAGACACUACUGAGUGGUCGAAAACCUUUGAAAAAUUACAGAUUUUAUUGAGGAAAGCAGUAGAUGAAGCAUUCAAGGAUAAAAUGGUUACAGCUGAAAGAAAACAGGAGUUCUUCCAGUCAGUGACAGAAAGUGAAAUUCAAGAUGGUAUAUUAAAGGCAACAGAUGUAAAUUCGCAUUGUCUGGUGUAUAAAAGAAGGUUAAGGCAUUUGCAUGGAGCUGGACUUAAUGAUAACGACACGCCCAGAUACAUAGAUGUCAUCAAAUCGGAGAAGGGAAAUGUGCUCGACGAAGAAACUGAAAAUCUUAAAGUGACACUUUUUGACGAUAAAAUUAAGAAAAAACUGGAUCCAGUAAAUAUCAAAGAAUACAGCAUUCACUGGAUGCCAGGGGGAGUAAAUCUUGACGGAAAUGACGAACACCGGGAAUACCUAGCCUCAUUUUGUAAAGAUUUCAUUGCGGACUGUAAAAGGCUUAUACAAACAGCAGAAGAAGAAAAUAAAAGAAAGUCAAUUAAGCAGUCAAACUAUUACACUGAUUAUAACAGCACGAUCCAUCAUCUGAGAUUUUGUUUAUCAAAAUGUGAAUCAUUUUGCGGACAGGAGCAGGUAUUAAAAGCAGCGAAGUCCUAUAUUUUGGACAAGACUGGACGAACACCUUUGGUUCUUUAUGCCCCGUCUGGAGCUGGUAAAACGUCUACCAUGGCUAUGAUCAUGAAGUGCAUUCCAGAAUGGCUUAACAAUGCUUCACACCUAAGACUGAUCAGAUUCCUUGGAACUUCGCCCCAGUGCAACAAUGUUUACGAUUUGUUAGUUGAUAUUCUUGGCCAAUUAUCGGAUGUGUAUGGCAUGAUCGUGUCUCCACACAGCUGCAAAACUAUGAAGAAAAUUGUACAGUUUGCACCAAUAUACAUAAGACAGGUUGCAAACAAUUCAAAGGAGCCAAUUAUUAUAUUACUCGAUUCCUUAGAUCAACUAGAUUCAAGAAACAACGCUUACUCUAUGGACUGGCUGCCGAUUGUCCUUCCACAAAACGUAAAACUCAUCGUCUCUACACUUCCAAAUGAUCAUGGUGUGCUUGCAAACUUAAAAAAGCGCCUACCUAACCAGGAAUGUUAUAUUGAGGUACCCGAACUGACGGAACAAACUAGAAAACAGAUCAUUCAAACUUACUUACAAGUGCAUAGCCGUUCACUCACGGACAGUCAGAUGAAGUUCUUUUGUUCCAUAUUUAAGCAAACUCCAAGUCCACUGUACUUGAAACUUCUUCUAGACGAAGCAAGGAAAUGGAAAUCGUACACUCCUCAAGCUGAAGUUGAACUAGUGUCAACUGUAAAAGAAGCAAUCAACAAACUGUUCCAAAAUCUUGCAAAAAGAUUUGGUACUCUACUGGUCACUCACGCACUUGGUUAUUUAACAGUAGGUUUGGCAGGACUUACGGAAUUUGAGAUUGACGAUGCAUUAUCGUGUGAUGACGACGUUCUAAAUGAAGUGUACAAAUUUCAUGAUCCACCAGUUCCAGGAAUCGUCCAAAUACCGCCAUUGCUAUGGGCAAGAAUAUGGUAUGAUAUUCGUGGAUAUCUUGUUGAGAGAAUGUCGUUUCGCAAGAAGACUCUUUACUGGUAUCAUCGGGAAUUUGUACAUGUCGCUACUGAAAUGUAUGCAAAAGGAGACAAUGAGGCACUCCUCAACAAAACUUUGUUUGAGAUAUAUCGCCAGGAAAAUGGAAUCAAACGGACCAUUAUACUGGAGAACCGAAAUCGGCUAGAAAUAAGAGAUGCUGACAGGCAAGUUACUCCCCAACCAUACAAAGCUGACAAUAAGCGCAAACUGGCGUGCUUACCGUAUCAUACAAUACGUGCAUAUAAAGCAAUAGGGAUAGACCGUGCAAAAGCACAAGUAUACUGCAAUUUAAAAUAUUUACAUGCCAAAAUAACAGUAUUUUCUGUCUCGGCUGUUAUAAAUGACCUUAGAGACUUCGUUGAUGAGAGCAAGGAUGAGGAGGUGCAAUUACUACUGCAAUUCAUUUCGAAUUGCAAACAGGAUUUGACUGAUCAAAUCCGGUUUGCCUUUUGCUUGUUGGCGUAUGUCAAUCCAGAAAACAAGCAUUACCAAUUAAAGGUCUUGUUGAGUGAAGCAGCUGAUAUUCUCAAGUCAAGGAAAAAGCAAAUACUAAUUCCUGAUUUUCCAUGUCUUGCACAAAGACAUGAUGCAUCAAAUGCCUUUCAAACGUCUAUCCAAGGAAUAUCGGAUAUCAUUGCUAUAUCCAACAGCAAUGUCUUGCUGCGAAAAGCAACAGAAAUGAAUAUACUCUCAAAUGAAACUGAAGAAUGCAAAAGCCAGUCGGACAUUUCCGUAUGGAGUACAGAGACAGAAGAAAUGAUAGAUAUAAUGAUACAAGACCACGCAAAACCAGUGGGUCAAUAUAUACUCGGUAAUGAGUAUUUGUAUUACAUUACAAAAGAUGCAGUCGUUCAGUACAGGUUUACAGACAGUAAAACGGAAACGGUUUUGUUUACUGAUAUUUAUACUGAAUGGACAAGCAAUGAUUGUGUGUAUAAUAUAUUUGCAAAUUCGGAGGCCACUGCAGGGGUGCUUGUACAAGACUGCUCGAUUACUUUGAUAACUCUUGCAAGAUUUGAACAAUUGCAAAAGUUUAAAAUUCCCAAUAGAAAUCUUAAAAUAGAGAAUGUGUUUGUGCUCAGCAGUGGCCAAAAACUGAUUGCAGUAGGCAAAACUCGCAGAUCACCUAAAGAAAAUCAGCGACAGGACUGGGAAUACAACUUUUCUGUCUUGGUAUUUGAACGAGGCAAAGAUCUUCCGAUACCAAUACUUGAGUGUGAUAAACACUUAGAUUGUACAAAGGCAGUCCUGUCUUGCAGUGAACAAUGGUUGCUCAUACCUACAAAAAGAGUAUUGGCAACAACAACAUUUGAAGCGCAAACAUCACCCGCACAGUCGGAAUCAUGUGGUCAAUUAUUUGUCUUUGACAUUAGUGAAAAAUACAUCACACCGAAAGAAAUAAAAACUUCGUCGGAAAUAAGCAGGAUAUCAGUUCAUCCAGAGACUGGAAAAUAUAUUUAUCUAACAAGCAAUGGGCAGAUUUUUAGUGUGAUAGCACAAACAAUAGAUCUAGAACUACUUUUGGGUUUUACAGUAAAUGCCUUUAGUAUUUCUUGGGAUGAUGAAAUAGGAUUAUUUUGUUCAAAAGGAAGAAAACUGGCCAUGUACGACUUAAAAUCUGAUAAUGUCCUUGUUGAAUUUGUUGCACAUUCAAACAGGAUAAAGGAUAUUUGUGUUUUGGAUCAGCAAUUUAUUACGCUCGGAGAUGAUAGUGAAAUGAAAUCCUGGUCUGUCAAAAUUCUUCUUCAAGACACAAGCAAAGAUAAUGAUAAUGGUACAGAUGUUACAGAAAUGAAAAACACGCUCCAAAAGCAAACAAAUGUUGUGGCCAUAUCACCAUCAUACAAUGGAAAUGAGUUGAUAACAAGUCAUGAUGAUCACCUUGUAAAAGUGUGGUCUGUUGAAUCCCAAAAGUUUCUUCGGCAGUAUAAUAUUGGAAUAGCUGCAGAUAUUGUCCAUACAUUCCCGAAUAGCUCAGUUACAUUUCAUGAUACAAAGGACGGUAAAAUGAAGAUUCUAGCUAUAAAUACAGGACAAGUGACACUUCAACUGCCAGACACAAUCCACAAUUGUGUACAUUCAACUGCCGAUAGAAAGGAUAACUUAUACAUUAUUAGCUCACCUAGGAAGGGAGCGGAACAAAUUGAUAUUGUUAGUAUCAGCCGGAGGUUGGUUUUGAGAACUAUACAUUUACAAAAAGGAUUAUCUUACAGCAGUAUCGACGCAGUUCUUUCUUUCAACGAAAGAUAUCUUGUACUACGCCUGCUGAUGCCAAAACGAGAUUUUGAUGCUGUCAAGGAGUUAUAUCAUGAGGAAUUUCGUUGGAAGAAAUAUGACUUCAGCGGACAAUAUCAUCGGUACAGAUUUACAGCGGUAGCAUUAUCAGAAGGUACUGGGGCGCUCAUACCGUGCAAUGAAAUUGUUGAUAAAGUACCCUUGCUUGGUGUAUUCGUGCAAGCUUAUAGGGGCAAUAUUAUGCUGAUUUCGACAGGAAGCUGCAUUGUAUUUUGGGACAUACCCACUGGAAGGUGUGAUCGUAAUAAACCAUCCAAACUACAAAAGAAGCCUAUGUUCUAUCGUCCAGCUUGGAUUGGGAGAGGAAAUACGGUAGCAACCCGACUAGUUGUCCAGUCAGCUGACAAGAAAUAUGUAAUAUGUGGAUCUGAUGACGGAUAUGUAUUUGUUUAUGACUCUCAAACAGGGUUGCCUGUGUGUAACCGAAAGCCACUGUCAAAGCAUAAUGCAAAGGUUCAAAGUGUUGUCGUCUCACCAAACAGUAAAUUGAUAGCUUCCUCUUGUGAAAAUAGUGUUCUCAAACUGUGGGAAGCGUCCACGGGUGUGGAGCAAUUUUCUAUUCAUUUAGAUUCCAACGUAAAGGGGAUGUCUUUUAUGCCUGACUCAAGAAGACUCGUUCUGUAUACAGGGACAUUUACAACAAGGAUUUUGUUGUUUUCCGUUGCAUGAGGAAAGACAGAUUUUGUGGCAGAAGACAAAAUGCGAGAAACUGCUAUUUAUGAGCCUUCUUACUAGAACUGUUAAGAAGCAUUGUAAUAGUCAAGAAAUGAAAUACAACUAAAUAAAGUUGAUAAGUGCAUCAUCAUCGUGAUAAGCGCAGGAAAACAAUCUUAUUUUGCGAAAAAUUUUGAACUUCGAACUUUGAAAUUCCACACUGAAAAAAACAAGCUGUUUAACACUAUUGCGAAGUAAAUGGUUGAAAAGCGUUCUAACACAAUUCGGUUUACUUUCCUAUUAAAGAAUGAAAACGGAAACUACGUGUUAUUUUGAAAAAAGAUCAUCACCGUUUGUACAUCACUAUUAUUACGACAUAGCGUCAAACGUCAUCGGGGAUGCGCUUGAAAAGGAAACCCACGAAAAAUAGGCAAAUAUUUAGUGGAUAGCGUCAAUGAUGUAGAUGAUUAUUCUUGAUGUCUAUUAGAAUCUAAAUAAUAUAUCUCAAACAGUGAUUUUUCUCUUGAAUAAAAUCAUUGUCUUCCAAAUGCGUAUUAUUUUAUCAUUUGGUCUGCGCCCCUAUAAUAUAAGUCGCACCUUAAAAAAUAUUAUAACUCAGAACAAUGAUUUUUUUCAACGACAGAUCAUUACUUGAGAUACCUUGUUUUCAUUAUUAUAUUCAUUAUUAUUACUCUCAUUCUAAUCAAGUUGUAUUGCUGGUGUUUAUGGCAUUGAAUUUAUUGAUUCUUUUGAUAGUGUAAGAAUACUUUUUAACUUUUUAAUCAUUAGAUACUGCUUUUAGUAUUAAGCCUGAUAGUUGCUGCGAAAGAUUGUUACACUUGUGCCCACAUACCGUAUGUAUUUGUUAAUUUUGUUAUUAUUUGCAAACACAUAAACAGUAAGUAACUAUGCAUAUAACAAUUUUAGUAAAUUUCUGAUAUUCAUAUGACAAAUACGGAGGAUUUAACAAUGAUUCUGGAACGCUGGUAAUAGCGUCUGACAUACAAAGAACACAGACUAUUGUAACAAUUGCAUUCUAGAUAAUACCAAAGUACUUUUCUAUUAUUGUUAUUUUAUACAAUGUCACUGUAGAAUAUUUAAGAAAAACAACAAAUGAAAGACAUGAUGAUGAGUGCACCAACUAGUCCAAUAAUAAGCUAGUUUAUAAUCUGAUCAUCAUCAUGAGAAUGUUGUAAAACUUUAAAAUUCAAGUUUUCAUCAAAAAAAUUUAACGAUGUGGAACAGUAUUAAUUACAAAGUACUUAUUAUAAUUAUCAUUGGACCUAUUCAAUCACUAGUUGAAAUACUUUCCAUUGGUCUAAGUAUAGUCACAGGACCAAUGAUAAAAUGGUCGUAUUAACUCGUACGCACAGCAAAGGGAUAUUAUUAAAGGUCAUAACAAUAUGACGUCGCAUGCAGUACAGGACCAAAAUACAAAAACAAAUGAUCAACCAUUGCAAAUGUUUUGAUCUCUUUACUCUUUUCUGAAAUAAAUAUUUGUUACCCUUUAGUUCGGUCAAUUAGAUUACCGGCCAGGGAAAAGUGAUAUCGACCUAUGGCUGUGCUCUCUAUCAAUAUCAAUAUUUUCAGGUCGAUAAAUUUCAUAUCGACCUCACUUUAAAGCCAUAAUGGUGUAUUAUUGAUAGGUGUAGUAAUAGUAUUAUUUUUUCUUAUUACUGAUAAGUAUUGUUGAAAGUAAUUCUAUUGUUUGUGUGGAAUUUUAGGUUUUGUUGUGUCAUAUUUAACAUAAUCAAUAUUCAGCCUGUAAGUCGGAACAAAAUGGAUUUUUUCACACUUUUGCACAUAUGCAAUAUGCAGUCACGUAACUUCAGCCUAGUAUUAACUUUGACAUUAUUUAAUGAAUUGUUACCCAUUCAUAUUUUGUUUCUUUUUUAAUUGAUGUACUAUAGCAGAGUCGUAUCUUAAUGUAAAAUAAGUCAUUAUCUCCAGUGUUCAUAUAUCUAUUGGGUUGAAAACUGAGUUUACAAAUUUGUAUUUAAAAUGAUCAAAUUUCAGGAUUUACUGUUAUUCUUUUAGUGUUAUUUUCAGAAGUAUGAUUCUACAAUAUUACUGACAGGAUAUGAUUAGUUACACUGCUUGUUGGUGACAGGAUACGGGAUAUACGCUGUCGGGGAAAUCAAUAUUAGGCGAGAGCGAAUGAUAUGGAUUUUCGAGACAGCGUAUAUCCCGAAUCCUGUCACCAACAAGCAGUGUAACGAUUUUAUCUUGCCGACUACCUUUUACAUCCUCGCUGUAAUUGACAUAAUGUUUAUAUUAAUAAAGCUACUUACAGUUACAGUGUAGACUGGAAUCCUACAAUCUUCUCUGGUCAUCAUGCUUUGAUUAUAGUUGAAUGUGUUGAUUAACACCAGCCAUAAAAUGUAAAAUGAACUGUAUUUUGACUGAAUCACAAAACACAGAAGCUCAUUUAUACAGGUUAUGAACUGGUUUUGAAAAACUUUUUUUGUUCCAUCCUUACGAUGUCAGAAAUGUCUUAAAUAUGUUAAUUCCUUUGCUUUACGAUGAUUUAACUAAAACAACAUUUCAACCUGGCAAUCGCGGCCGUCCCAUACAGAGCUACUGUUCUUCUAUUGCCACUAACCACGAACCUAAUUUAGAUAGGAACAAAAAAGAACGGCAAAAACACUAAAUUCUUAUAUCUCUGAAACAAUAUCUAUAGCUGGAGCUUAUAAUCCGACUUGAUUCAAUUACGCUAGCGAUGCGGCAUCCAUUUUGUUUUUAGUCAAAAUUCAUAUCUGAAAUGUACUAGCAGAAUAUGGAAUAUAUCCUGUCUCCACGUGACGUCUAUUGACCAAUAGAAAUGCAAGAAUCUUGUAGGAGGCAAGAUAAGAACAUAUAUUUUAGUACCUUAAAAUGCAUUCUGUCCAUUUAUGAACGUAUUAAGUUCGAUUUUUUUCAUGUGAUACAGCUAUGAUGCAAUCAUACACUGAAACAAACAAAAAUCGUCUAUAUACAGUGCAGGUAGUCGCAUUUUUUUCAGGCUUGAAUUACGAAUAAGUUAUAGUAUUAGGAACAGUGUGACGAAUUAAUUAAAAAGAUGAGACGAAUUAAUGCAAUAUGUCAAUUUAUAUAAUGCAAAUAGUGGAUCAUUACUAAACAUUACUAUACAAUAACGCUGAUUUAGCUUAAAUUUACUCAUGGUUAAAUCAUUGCUUCAGUGUACAAUUGAAUAAGCAAACGAUGUGUCGUUGAUAGUAUUUAGUAACACAUAUAAAAGUUUAUAUAUAAUAAACAUUGCAUAGUGUUAUAUAUAACUGUAAUGUAUUAAAUGUAUGUUAGAUCCAUUGCACUUUUUGAAAAAAAAACAGCGUUAUGGCUUCCAUAUUAUCCAGUGAGUGAAGUUUUGUAUCUUUUUACAGAUCUUGUUAUAGUAUUUGCAUUAUGCAGUUUGUUAUCAUUGUGUUCAUUCCCAUAUUGUAUUAUUUCUUUUUUUUUUUUUUUCUUUUUUUUUU